GUUGCUGUUUGCUGAAAACCGUCGGAGUGGUUGCUCACAGGCAACCGUGGCCAAUGCCACAGGCGCAGCCCGCCCUGAGAAGUGGACUUUCAGCGUUAAAGCCAACCCCGCCUGACUGUUGGACCAUAAGGGACUGAGUCAGCCAUGUCCGAGGUUAAUAAAGAUGUGAUAGACCUGGUUUGGGGGAGACCCUCGGGAGGAGGGGUGUCCACCUCCAUCUUCAGAAGAUGGUCCCAAGGGUUUGUUUUUAGUGAGUAUGAGCAAACGGCACUGGAGCAGUUUGAAGGAGGGCCAUGUGCUGUAAUUGCACCUGUCCAGGCAUUCCUUUUAAAGAACAUCCUCUUCAGCAGAGAAAGCUCAAACUGGAGACAGCUGUCAGAGGAGGAGCAGAGGACGGCGUUGUGCUCAACACUCAGUGAGAUCCUAGAGUCCGCCUGUGCCGGCCCCACCUCAGGAUUCUGCCUGGUGACCUGGGCUAAGGGACAAAGCCCAAAGACUAGCGUGCUGUCCAAGAGUCUGACUGCAUCUCAAACACAGGACUCGUCAGAAGCAGAGAGCAGCCAGCCACAACAGGAACCAGAACCCACUGCUCUGGCUGCUGAGGACCUGGGCUUUGAGCAGUUCCACAGCGCUCUCCACCAGCGAACGGUGCUGUCAGUGGCUGACCUCAGAGAAGAGGUGCUGUCGCUGCACCACUCCUGGAGGGGGUGCUGUGGUGUUUUGCUUUUCUUGUAUUCUGUCAUCAUCACAAAGGGCAUAGAGAAUAUUAGAAAUGAGAUCCAGGACCCCACAGAGCCCCUCAUAGACCCCAUUCAUGGCCAUGGAAGUCAGAGCCUGGUGAACCUUCUUGUUACUGGCCAUGCCGUCUCUAAUGUUUGGGAUGGAGACAGGGAAUGCUCUGGCAUGAAGCUACAUGGAGUCCAUAAACAAGCAUCCGUCGGCUUCCUCACACUCAUGGAGUCGCUGCGCUACUGCAAGGUCGGAACAUUCCUCAAGUCUCCAAAGUUCCCUAUUUGGAUUCUUGGCAGUGAAACUCAUCUCUCUGUAUUCUUCACCAAGGAACUGUCGCUCGUAGGUCCAGAGUCUCCGUCGGAACAGGCCAGAAGGGUUUUCCAGUCAUUCGAUCCUGAAGAUAACGGCUUCAUCCCAGACUCUCUGCUGGAGGACGUCAUGAAAGCUCUGGACCUCGUCUCUGAGCCUGAGUACGUCGGCCUGGUGAGGAACAAGCUCGACCCGGAGAGCCUGGGCAUCAUUCUCCUGGGCCCGUUUCUGCUGGAGUUCUUCCCAGAUCAGGAUUCUGGAAUCCCGGACUCGUUUCCCGUCCUCCACUACAACGGACUCAAACAGUCCAACCACAAAGAAAAAGUGGAGUACGUGGAGGGGACAGCUCUGGUGCUCGGCUUUGAGGACCCGAUGGUCCGUACUGACGACACUCCGGUGAAGCGCUGCCUACAGACCAAGUGGCCCUACAUCGAGCUGCUGUGGACCACCAACCGCUCUCCGUCGCUGAACUAGCUCUGAUCGUGUGUGUGUGUGUGUGUGUGUGCGCGCGUGUGUGUGUGUGUGGUUUGAUCACCACCUCCCCAAACACUCGACCCCCUUAAACUUCCCCCAUGAAAGGUCAGCAGAGACGGAGACACAUGAGAAGGAGGACAAACAAGACAAGCAUGUUCAUGGAGUCAUCAUUUAAACCAGAUUCAUCCCGUCACACACACACACACACACACACACACACACACACACACACUCCGCUCUGUUAUCUGUUCUCCGUGGUUAUUAUUUACAGGCAGGAUGUUGAUGAGAAACGGAGCUCUAGUUUAUUUUUGCUGCUCCGCUGCGAGCCCACAGCUUCUGCUAGUUUAGUGGAAACGACAAGUUUGACUCGCUCACCGAGUCCCGUAGAGCCAGGCGACUGGAGAACUAAUCCUAAUCCUAAUCCAGCUACGGGACAGCCUACCAAAGCCUUCCACGUACAACACACACACACACACCACAGUUUACAGUCUGAGGGACCAACCCACACACAGAUCCUAGCUGGAGGUUUUUGGUGUUUUAACUAAGAAGUUGGUUCUGGUGCUCCGUGGGCUUCGGGCACCACCCCAGGGUGUUGGCCUCGUGCUCGUAUUUAUUAUCACCUGCAGACGUUGUCAAAUAAACUCUUUUUGUUCA
Nothobranchius furzeri (turquoise killifish) is the source of this 2169-nucleotide messenger RNA. The record is from RefSeq and is a predicted model, not a curated record. Lineage: Eukaryota; Metazoa; Chordata; Actinopteri; Cyprinodontiformes; Nothobranchiidae.